This is a messenger RNA of Ficedula albicollis (Collared flycatcher), 1954 nucleotides long. It is a transcript of the gene KCNJ5, whose product is annotated as potassium voltage-gated channel subfamily J member 5. Gene Ontology annotation, cellular component: plasma membrane. Lineage: Eukaryota; Metazoa; Chordata; Aves; Passeriformes; Muscicapidae. Gene Ontology annotation, biological process: regulation of monoatomic ion transmembrane transport; potassium ion import across plasma membrane. The record is from RefSeq and is a predicted model, not a curated record. Gene Ontology annotation, molecular function: G-protein activated inward rectifier potassium channel activity. The transcript is spliced from 3 exons. The coding region runs from base 247 to 1560 and encodes 437 amino acids.
GGCGGAGGGCGCGGAGCGGAGCGGAGGUACCGGGCACAGGGCGUGGGCAGCCUCGGGGCCACACCGAUGUUCGCUGCGAGCAGGCGGCGGGAGGGAGGCAGGAGGCGGCCCGCGGCCCCGAGGGCCAUCCCGGCUCCCUGGUGAUGGCACGGACCGGCCGCUGCUCCCGCAGCCUCUCCCAGCCCCGCUCCCGCCCCCGGAGCCCCGGCGCGACGCGGAUGCGGAGCCGCUCGUAGCAACCCAGCCAUGGCUGGAGAUUCGCGGAUCUUCAUGAGCCAGGACAUGGACGUCGGGGUGACGUCGCGGGAGCCCAAGAAGGUGCCCAAGCAGGCUCGGGACGACGUCCCCAUCGCCACGGACAGGACGCGCCUCAUCUCCGCCGAGGGCAAGAAGCCGCGGCAGCGCUACAUGGAGAAGAGCGGCAAGUGCAACGUGCACCACGGCAACGUGCAGGAGACCUACCGGUACCUCAGCGACCUCUUCACCACCUUGGUGGACCUCAAGUGGCGCUUCAACCUGCUGGUCUUCACCAUGGUCUACACCAUCACCUGGCUGUUCUUCGGGUUCAUCUGGUGGCUCAUCGCCUACAUCCGGGGAGACCUGGACCACCUGGAGGACGAGAACUGGAUCCCCUGCGUGGAGAACCUCAGCGGCUUUGUGUCGGCGUUCCUGUUCUCCAUCGAGACCGAGACCACCAUCGGCUACGGCCACAGGGUCAUCACGGAGAAGUGUCCCGAGGGCAUCGUGCUGCUCCUGGUCCAGGCCAUCCUGGGCUCCAUCGUCAACGCCUUCAUGGUGGGAUGCAUGUUCGUCAAGAUCAGCCAGCCAAAGAAGAGGGCGGAGACCCUCAUGUUCUCCAACAACGCCGUCAUUUCCAUGAGGGAUGAGAAGCUCUGCCUCAUGUUCCGCGUCGGGGACCUCCGCAACUCCCACAUCGUCGAGGCUUCCAUUCGAGCCAAACUGAUUAAGUCCAAACAGACCAAAGAAGGAGAGUUUAUUCCCCUGAAUCAAACGGACAUCAACGUGGGAUUUGACACCGGAGACGACAGGUUGUUCUUGGUGUCCCCUCUCAUCAUCUCGCAUGAGAUCAAUGAGAAAAGCCCCUUCUGGGAGAUGUCCCGCACACAGCUGGAGAAGGAGGAGUUUGAGAUUGUGGUCAUCCUGGAAGGAAUGGUGGAAGCCACAGGGAUGACUUGCCAGGCUCGCAGCUCCUACAUGGACACCGAGGUGCUGUGGGGACACCGCUUCACCCCCGUGCUCACCCUGGAGAAGGAUUUUUACGAGGUGGACUAUAACAGCUUCCACAGCACCUACGAGACCCACACGCCCGCCUGCUGUGCCAAGGAGCUGGCCCAGUCCCGCCGGGAAGGGCAGCUGCUCGGCCACCUGCCUGGCCUGGGCCAGGACACAGGGACAGCCAGGGAGGAGCAGGAGCAGGAGCAGCAGGAGGAGGAGCAGGAGGAGGAGGAGGAGGAGGAGGAGGAGGAAGGCAGGGAUCCAGCGGGACAGAGCGGAGCCAACGGGACAGCGGGACAGGGGAAGGAAGAGGUGCCUGUAUAACCCUGGGGCCGCUGGAGCAGACACCCACGCACCCUGCCGGGACCUGACUGGGAGCCAGGACCUGGCUGGGAGCCAGAGCUGGGACUCGUGUCCAGCUCUGCUGCCUGCUGCUCAUCCUGAGAGUCACUGCACUGCACCGUGCCUCAGUUUCCCUCCCUUUUCCUGAGGCUCUGAGCUUUGCCCUCCUCUGCAGAGCGUCUCAAUCUCCAUGGACAAGGCCCACUCUUCUCGUCACUGUCAAAGCCGAAAUUCCCACCACUGGUUGUUCCAUUGGACUGCAGAGCUCUGCCCCUCUUGAGAGGGUGUUUAACCAAUCCAGGAUGUCCCGUCUCAGUAUGAGGAAUGUGAUUUCAUACCUUCACUUAAUUUGUGAGUCAAUGUAUCGUAGACAUUG